CUUGUUUCUUCCAAACUGCACAAAAAAUUACAGCACCUCUAAAUGCCCGCGAUAGUGUUUAUACUUGUCCACAAAGUCCAUAUUUUUGUGAAAUAUUAAAUCAUAAGUCAUGGCGAACACGCAGACACACGCACAUGAAAACACACAGAUGCACCGCGUUGUGGCCACUAUUAAUAACGAAACAAAUGAGUAGCGCGGCGCGCGUUUGUGAAAUAAAACACGCUUCCCCGGCCGACUUGAUAUCUGCAGCGCUCUCGCCGCGUUCGUCGCUUGUUCGGUUGUUACGCGGUUUUGGUGCUUUUGUUUUUUGCGAAUUUUGCCUGCUGGCCACGGUGGGACGCAUCGAGGAAAACAACAAUUCUAUAAUAUUACAAGAUAAUUACAAAAAAAAUUGUUAUGUAUAUCACACCGAACGUCCAGCGCACCUACAGGAGGUACACCUAUAAAAACAAACGCGAAUCUACCGGCCGACUUUAGUUAAACAUCAAACGCGCGCCAAGAACCAAAUACAGUAAAAGUGAAAAUGCGCGCCAUAAACUUAACGCUGUUCGCGGCCCUGUGCCUGGGCUGCGGCGCCCAGCUGCCCAAAUUCAAAGUGAUCAGGGAGUGGAAGUACAUCAACUUCACCUGGGCUGACGAGCAGACCUACGAGCAAGCGGAAACGAAUGGCUUGUACAUACCUAAGAACAUCGUUGUUUCCGGCUUGAAGCACUUCGAGAAUCACUACUACAUAACUCUGCCCAGGAUGAGGGACGGGGUUCCAGCUACGUUAGCAAGAAUACCCUCAGGGUUCACCAGGAGUACUGCCCCUCUAUUGGAGCCCUACCCUUCUUGGUCAAUGAAUAUGCAAGGCGACUGCAACGCGUUGCAAAACGUGCAAAACAUAGAAAUUGACCCCAGGGGCUACCUGUGGAUUAUCGAUGGGGGUAGAGUUGAGACCCUCAACCCCAAACCCAUCAUAAAGUGCCCUCCAAAGUUGAUAAUCUACAAUAUCAUGAAUAACAUUGCCAUGACAACCUACACUUUCCCAGAUGAAGUUGCAAGUUUCAAUGGAAGUUACUUAUACGAUUUGGUUUUGGACUUCUCUGAUGGAGGCUACGCCUACAUCACCGAUAACAGCGGAAAAGACCCAGGUUUGAUCGUUUACUCGCUAAAAGAGAACAAUUCCUGGAAAAUCCGCCACGGGCCAUCGAUGAGGGCCGACCCUAACGCCGCUCAGUUCAGAGUGAACGAGGUGACAAUCUCCGCGCCAAUCAACAUAGCCGGUAUCGCGUUGGGCCCUAAGGUCCAAGCAAGCGACGACAAGGUCAAAAUAAGUGAAGAUCGCGAAGUCUACUACGCACCCCUGUCCAGCUUGCGAUUGUUUUCGUUGAACACCACCGUUUUGAAGGAUGUGAAGAGCUCGAAUAACGGAAACGAGUACCAAGGCGCGGUUAUGGAUCUAGGGGAAAAACCCUCUCAGUCGGUGGGUAUGAUUAUGGACAAUAAGGCCAACUUGUACUAUGGACUUUUGGGGACGAAUGCUGUCGCCAAAUGGGACACCAAGAUGACCUUCCAGGGUAACCAAAGACCCAUCGCGAGAGAUCCAGAAUAUUUACAAUGGGUCACUUCCUUUACCUUCGACAACGGCAACCUAACCGUCCUGGUUAACAAGUUGAACAAAUUCAUCUACAACGGUUAUAAUGUAAACGAAGCCAACUUCAGACUCAUCACGGCGUUCAUCGACUCCAAAUCCUAUUUGGAGGACAAUUUCGCCUACGACACCAACGAAUAUUCCACCAAAGAACCUCAAGCCUCAACUUCAGACCAGAUGUAUCACAACCAUAUGGAUCACAUGGCCCAUAUUAACGGUAACAUGGACACCCCUUCAACAGCUUCCAAAUUCUUCCUAAGUUCAGUGGUUGUUCUUGUUUCUCUAGUUUUGAUGUUGUGAUGUAGAUGAACUUGUGAUAUGUAUAUUUUUUUUAUUAAUGCCAUAGAAUAUUGACAUUGGUCAACAAGAUAAAAUAUUUUGACUGGUGUAAAAAACUAAUUGUAGUCAAGAAAAUAGUCAGUAUAUUUUAAUUUAUUGUAAAAUAAACAUUAAAUACCCAACAAGCGUUUGAUUUCAUUAUAUAAUGAAGCUAAAAAUACCUAUAAUAAAUACAUUGCAAUUAUUUUAUAAUUGAUUUAAUAAUCAAUAACUGUAAAAACUUUCCUUAUUAGUUAAUGCAUUUUAUGGAAUUUUUUUACAAAAUAUAAUUAUUACUGUGUAAAAAAUAUGUUGACCAUAAUGUUUAGCAGCGUGUAAAUUUUCUGUGAUGUUUAUUUGAAUAUUUAAUUUUAACAUUUGUUAUUAUUAUUCUCUAUUUACCGACCUUGGAUGGGACGACCUGUAAUUUUGUCAUUGUUUUUUAAGACUUAAGUAUGGGAAAGCACUAAAAAUACUUACCUUUGUUUUAUUGGUUUGGAUAAAUAAAAAUAUGUUUUAAUACAGCUAUCUUUUUAUUAAAAAAAGAAACAUACAUUUUUGCUGGUAUUACAAAAUAAAACUAAACAUAAAAUUAAUGGUGUAUAUUUUCUAUAAAUUUAAUAAUAUCUUUCAUAUUUAAAAUUAUUUAGAAUUACAAAUAUUUAAUAAUACAACAUAUUUACAAUAAAUAUUUGUAAUUGUACAUAAUAAAUUUAUCUAUACUUUUAUUUAUAAACUAAGAUACUUCUAUAACAAAUAUACAUUAUAGUACUUUUUAUGUACAUAGCUUAAACAUUUUAGUUAUUUAUAUUGCAUUUUGUAGAAAAUAAUAUAAAAUUAUAAAUUUAGAUUCCAGUUAAAUAAAAUAUAUAUCGCAAAACUGUACAAAUAAAGCGAAAGAUCACAAUAUAAAUAUUUAAAAUAGUUUUAUUUAUAUUCAUUCUCAGUCAAAAUCAAAAGUUUUUUAGUAAUAAGAUCUAUAUUUUUUAUCAAAUCUAAUUUUUACAGCAAGUCUAAAAUCGACUACAAGAUAUGAAACGUAUUUCAUAUUUUUUGUUCCCAAUACAUAUUUAAUUCAAAAAUGAAAAAGUAUAACCCAUCAAGAUUCAUUUAGUAUCACCAAAGGCAGUGCCAUAUUUUUCAAUACAAUUCCUUUAUUAUAUCUUUUUAGUUCGAGUAAAAAAAAAUACUGAUCAACCAAAUAGAAAUUUCAUUUAGAACAGAGUACAGGAUAUCGAACUGAUUGCUGCUCUAAAAUCGCACUAACAAUUCAAGAAUCAGUUCGCAACACCCUGUAUAAGUAUAUCACACAAUUUAAAUACUAAAAAUAGUUGGGGGGGGGCAGGGUAGGCGUUUAUUUUUUGCUAGGGAAAUUCAACAAUCAAAUGUAAGUGAACUGUUAUGAUAACCGAAAGUUAAGUUUCUUGGUUUUUUACGCAAGUCAAAAACGCCACGUUGUCAAUUUUCCACAAAUUGCAAUGUUGCCAAAUUUCCGAAAAUGAGAGCGUUGCCAAAUUCCGAUUUCAAUAAAAUUAUAUAAGUAUAUAUAUAAGCGUAUAAUAAUUUUCAUAAAACAUUUAAUUAGAAUAUUCCUUUAAGAAUCUGUCACAUCAUUUUAGGUUAGGUUCAAAUGACAUGAUGGCAUUUUGGUUUCGUUUUUGUACGAAUUUUAACUUCGUACAAAAAGGAAGCUAAAAUGUCAUCAUAUCAGUGGAACCUAACACAAAAUGAUGUGACAGAAUCUUAAAGAAAUUAUAAAAGAGAAUUUAUAUAAAUAAAUUAAAAAUGUUUGUAUAUAAACGCAACAUUGCUUAAUUUUUAAAAUUUGCAAUAUUUACAAAUUUUCAAAAAUUUCCAAAAAUUGCAAUGUUGUCGAAUUUCCAAAAAUGUGAACACAUUAAAACAUUUUAAUGUUAAAAAAUCAUAAAUUUUGUGAUGAUUGUAAAAAAGUAAAAAGAAAAUCUAAUUUGUUUAAAUUAAAAAAAAAUGUUUGUAUGUAAAUGCAACGUUUACAAAUUUUGUGGUCAAAUUUCCAAAAAUGUGUUUUAAUGUUAAAAAAUCAUGAAAUUUGUGAUAAUGGUGAAAAAGAUCCAAAAAUUACAAUUGUCAAAUUUUCAAAAAUGUGCUUUAAUGUAAAAAAAACAUGAAAUUUGUGAUAAUGGCAAAAAAGAAAAAAAAAUCGAAUUUAUGUGAAUUUAAAAAAAAAUUGUAUACAUGCAUAAUUUUGUUGUAAAAAAUUAUAACAUUUUUAUAAAAUUGUAAUAUCAUUUUUAAAAAUGUAAAAAAACAAUUUAUGUUAAUUAAAAAAUAUGUUUGUAAAUAUUUUUUCUACGACCACUAUGUAAAAGUCACUUUUCAUGAUGGCAUCGUUGCUUAGAAAAUGAAUCUUUUCAUUGGCAAGGCAAAACACGAAUGUAAAGUGACAUUUCUGUGUGAUAAGUGACAGAUCUGUGUGAAAAGAACCGGAAAGCAUCGUUUGACAUUCAGCUGUCAAAAAAGUUUUUAGGUUAUUUUGUUUUGUAUUUAAAAAUAAUAAAAAAUAAAAGGGUCGCAGAAAAAAACAUUGUGUUAUACUUGUGAGAAAAGCUUUCUUCAAGCUCGUGUUAAUGCACACUCGGCCUAACGGCCUCGUGGGCAACUUAAAAACUCGCAUGAAAAAGUCGCUUUUCAACACUUGUAAAACAAAUAACUAUUAAAAAUAAGGUUGCUAAAUUUGCAAAAUUGCCAUGUUGUAAAAUUUCCAAAAAUUGCAACGUUGACAAAUUUCCGAAAAUUGCGACGUUGUCAAAUUUCCGAAAAUUGCGACGUUGUCAAAAUUUUGAAAAUUGCGACGUUGUCAAAUUUCAGAAAAUUGCGACGUUGCCAAAUUUGAAAAAAUUGCGACGUUGUCAAAUUUUCGAAAAUUGCGACCGAAAAUGAGACGUUGUCAGAUUUCAGAAAAUUGCGACGUUGCCAAUCGUCCGAAAAUUGCGACGUUGUCAAAUUUUCGAAAAUUGCGACGUUGCCAAAUUUGGAAAAAAUGCGACGUUGUCAAAUUUCCGAAUAUUGCGACCUUAUCAAAUUUGGAAAAAAUGCGACGCUGCCAAAUUUGUAAAAAAUGCAACGUUGCCGGAUUCACGCAUUUUUUCUUGCGUAAAAAACGCAAAAUCGGCAAAAAAAAUCCGAGAAGAGGGCGAAGAAUCACAGGCAAACAAAUAAACCCUACCCGAUUUUUCUUACCUAAUAGGACGCCAGCACGUUGCCGUUGGCGGUCGGCACGACGACCGGGUGCGGGUUGCCCGCGUGCAGGUUCAGGUGGCCGCCGUUGUUCGCGACCUGCUGGUUGCCCGCGUUCGGCUGCUGCUGGCUGCCGGGGACUGAGGGGGCCGAGGGGGCGGCUAUGUUGCCGCCGCCGCCGCCGUUGGGCGGGCCGGCUUGCUGCUGCUGCUGCACCUGCGGUAUGUGGAUGUUGUUUGCGAUGGUGGCGGCGAUUGUGGCGGCUAUCGAGGCGGAGGUGGCGCUCUGUUGCUGCGCGGUCUGGUUUUGAGAUUGUUGCACGUUCUG
This is a messenger RNA of Brassicogethes aeneus, 5494 nucleotides long. The record is from the annotation of a GenBank genome assembly. Lineage: Eukaryota; Metazoa; Arthropoda; Insecta; Coleoptera; Nitidulidae.